UCUUUCAGGAAUGUAUUUUUAUUGUUCGACGUGCGUGUUAAAUAAACAAUAUUUAACACAUUGUUCCAAUUUUGGCGUGUGAGAUCUAUGUUCGACAUUACAUCAAGCUAGCAAGUCCCUGUUUACAUCUGUAAAAUCUAUUAAUGAAUAGUGCUAUCGUUUGCUCACGCGUAAUCAUGCAUAAAAACUUGCGAUAUUAAAAAGAUUCUACAUUUUUGCAACAUCCUUGGCGUUGUGAGAUAAUAAACACAAGCAAGACACAAUGUCGAUACAGAGCGAAACCCCUGGAAUUAAGCAGCCUAUAAAACGUUUAGAAAUUCCCAUAAGCAAAUUCAAUGAUGUCGCAAUACCACAUCACAUUGGAAUGCUCAAGAGACACAAGGCUAAUAUUGCAAAGACUGUUACAGUUGCAGCAAAGUGGUGAUUGGGAUCGGGUAUACAAAGAACAGGCAAAUGCUUCCCGGUUAGUAUCACAACUGAAACAUUUACUUUAUGAAAUGGAUGUUCUCCGAGGACAAGUACAAGACAGCGAUAUAGAGAAGUUUGACAAACUUACCGCUUACUCUAGAGCAACUACAAUGAAUGCAAUCAAAGAAUACUUAGGGUUAGAAUUCAGUCUUCCUACCAAGGAUCUUCAAUUAUCCAAAGAUGAAGAUCAGGCCACAGACAACCCAUUUCAGGAUAGCAAUAUCCAGCUGCACGCAAAGGAGGAAAAACUGGAACGGCAAGAGGCCUGUCUCCAUGCCUGGAACUCCUUGCAGGAUGACAUGCAACAAUUACAUCAGUUAUUUGUAGAUUUCAAUCAAGUUGUUCAUGAUCAGAGAGAACAAGUCAACAGAAUAGAGGAAGAUAUUGAGGAAACUGAAGUAAACGUAAUAGAGGGUACAAGGUUUCUAGACAAAGCUGCAAGGUACAAAACAGCAGUAUAUCCAUUAGCUGGAGCUUUAGUUGGCACUUGUCUAGGUGGUCCGGUUGGUUUGGUUGCUGGCUUGAAAUUUGGUGGACUCACAGCAAUCGGAUGUGGGCUAUUAGGUUUUACUGGAGGAACAUUUUUGAAAAAGAAGACAAUGAAGCAAGCUCCUGAAACUCAGCCAAAGAUGUUGGAAGAAACAGAUGCAAGGUGAGAGGGUUCAGUUUCAGAGUUGAAAGUUGUAAAAGCAGAUAAUAAGCAGUUAUGACCAUCAUCGACUAGCAUGAGCCAAUCUGCAAUGCACUGUUCCAUGAUACAGCUCACUGUUAAAGGAAUGUUCUAUUCACCGUCUAACAAUAAUCAGCGAAGAAUCCCAAAACUAUUCUGGCAUAAAAAAUUAGCAGGUGCCUCCCUGAUAACAUAACUGUGAUCUAAACAAAUAACUAUGUAUAUGCCUACUUUUGACAAUUAUGUACAAAUAUUUUGUGAAUUAAAUAAAAUGUUACUUAAUACUUUUCACAAA
Molecule: messenger RNA, 1433 nt
Organism: Athalia rosae (coleseed sawfly)
Lineage: Eukaryota; Metazoa; Arthropoda; Insecta; Hymenoptera; Athaliidae
Gene: Syx17
Product: syntaxin-17
Exons: 5
Coding region: 336-1124 (262 amino acids)
Biological process (GO): intracellular protein transport; exocytosis; vesicle fusion
Cellular component (GO): plasma membrane; endomembrane system; SNARE complex
Molecular function (GO): SNARE binding; SNAP receptor activity
Source: RefSeq, a predicted model, not a curated record